Gastrolobium bilobum is the source of this 3723-nucleotide messenger RNA. Its product is annotated as protein unc-13 homolog. The coding region runs from base 224 to 3532 and encodes 1102 amino acids. The transcript is spliced from 27 exons. The record is from RefSeq and is a predicted model, not a curated record. Lineage: Eukaryota; Viridiplantae; Streptophyta; Magnoliopsida; Fabales; Fabaceae.
AUCCCAAAUUAAUUGAACACCUUUGCUAUAGCUUCUUUCACUCUUACGAGUCUUUUGAGAGCUCAACUCAAGUGAACAAAAAGGUUCAAUUUUUGCAUACAAUUUGCAUACCCAUUUGACUUUUCUUCUCUCUUCCAUUCUUACCAUUCUCAAGAUCCAUUCAGAAAUAACACACAAUUACUGAAGUUGGUUGCUGUUCAAUAUAAUUGUAGCUUUAUUAGCCAUGGAAGAAGAGAAUGCCAUAGAGCUUCUCCAGAGAUACAGAAGGGACAGGAGAGUGCUUCUUGAUUUUAUACUUUCAGGGAGCUUAAUCAAGAAAGUUGUAAUGCCACCUGGUGCUGUUACGCUGGAUGAUGUGGAUCUAGAUCAAGUCAGUGUUGAUUAUGUUCUCAGCUGUGCCAAAAAGAGUGUAAUGCUUGAGCUUUCAGAAGCAAUUAGAGAUUAUCAUGAUCAUACUGGGUUACCGCAAAUGAGUGAUACAGGUUCAGUUGGUGAAUUUUAUUUGGUCACUGAUCCUGAGUCUUCAGGUUCACCUCCCAAAAGGGGACCACCACCUGUUCCUAUUUCUGCAGUUCCUACUGUCGCUGUUUCCACUCCACCUCCUGUUUUUCCACCAUCUCCAAUUGUUUCUAAUGUAUCAAGAUCGGAGUCUUUUGACUCUGCGCAUGAAAAGGAGCUAACUGUGGAUGACAUUGAAGACUUUGACGAUGAUGCUGCUGCUGCAAUGGUCGAAAGUUUCAGGGCUAAAAGGACUCUAAAUGAUGCUUCUGAUCUUGCAGUGAAAUUGCCUUCUUUUUCCACAGGCGUCACAGAUGAUGAUCUCCGUGAAACUGCGUAUGAGAUCCUCUUGGCUUGUGCUGGAGCCUCAGGGGGUCUAAUUAUCCCAUCAAAAGAAAAAAAGAAAGAUAAAAAAUCCAGCUUGCUUAAGAAGCUUGGGCGCAGCAAAAGUGGAAGUGUUGUAUCCCAGUCUCAGAAUGCUCCUGGAUUAGUUAGCUUGUUGGAAACCAUGCGUGUGCAAAUGGAGAUAUCUGACUCAAUGGAUAUUAGAACAAGACAAGGGUUGCUAAAUGCUCUUGUGGGAAAGGUGGGGAAAAGGAUGGAUACUCUAUUGAUUCCUUUGGAGUUGCUUUGCUGUAUCUCACGCACAGAAUUUUCUGAUAAGAAGGCUUUUAUACGGUGGCAAAAGAGGCAGUUAAAAGUUUUGGAGGAGGGGCUUGUUAAUCACCCUGUCGUUGGAUUUGGUGAAUCUGGGCGCAAGACAAAUGAGUUGAGGAUUCUUUUGGCAAAGAUUGAAGAAUCUGAGUUUCUCCCAUCUUCAACUGGUGAACUUCAAAGGACAGAAUGCUUGAGAUCUCUAAGAGAAAUUGCCAUUCCACUUGCUGAGAGGCCAGCUCGGGGUGACUUAACUGGUGAAAUAUGCCAUUGGGCAGAUGGUUACCACUUUAAUAUCAGACUAUAUGAGAAAUUACUAUUAAGUGUAUUUGACAUGCUAGAUGAGGGAAAGCUAACAGAGGAAGUGGAAGAAAUUCUUGAACUUUUGAAGUCGACUUGGCGAGUUUUAGGAAUCACAGAGACAAUCCAUCACACCUGUUAUGCAUGGGUUUUAUUUCGUCAGUAUGUUAUCACUAGUGAGCAAGGAGUUUUGCUGCAUGCAAUUGAGCAAUUAAAGAAAAUACCUCUCAUGGAAGAACGAGGUCAACAAGAGAGGUCGCACUUGAAAAGCUUGCGUUCCAAGGUUGAGGGUGAACGGGAUAUGUCUUUCUUACAAUCUUUCUUAACACCAAUUCAGAGAUGGGUUGACAAGCUGCUUGGAGAUUACCAUAUGCACUUCAAUGAGGCUUCAGCAACAAUGGAAAAGAUUGUAGCAGUUGCAAUGAUUACCAGGAGGCUUCUACUGGAAGAACCGGAAACUACCAUGCAGUCCUUGCCAAUUAGUGAUCGUGAUCAGAUAGAGUUAUAUAUAUCAUCAUCAAUUAAGAAUGUAUUUACAAGGACAGUGCAAGUUGUUGAAAGAGUAGAUCCGUCGUAUGAGCAUCCUUUGGCAUUGCUCGCAGAAGAACUCAAGAAGCUCCUAAAAAAAGAUUCAGUAACUUUCAUGCCUGUUUUAUCUCAGAGGCAUCCUCAAGCAACUGUUGUAUCUGCAUCAUUAGUUCACAAACUUUAUGGCCACAGACUAAAACCCUUUCUGGAUGGUGCAGAACAUUUAACCGAGGAUGUCAUUUCUGUAUUCCCAGCAGCUGAAAGUCUAGAGCAGUUCGUAAUGGCACUUAUUACUUCUGUAUGUCAAGAAGAAAAUGCUGAGAUCUUGUUGAAGAAAUUGAAUCUCUACCAGAUUGAGACAAAAUCUGGAACAUUGGUGUUACGUUGGGUCAAUUCGCAACUUGGAAGAAUUUUAGGUUGGGUAGAGCGGGUUAUUCAACAGGAGCAUUGGGACCCAAUAUCUCCUCAGCAGCGGCAUGCUGGUUCUAUUGUGGAGGUUUACAGGAUAGUGGAGGAGACAGUUGAUCAAUUUUUUGCUCUUAAAGUUCCAAUGAGGAUUACAGAACUGAAUAGCUUGUUCCGUGGGAUUGACAAUGCUCUUCAAGUAUAUGCUAAUCAUGUUGUUAAUGACUUGGCAAGCAAGGAGGAUUUGAUACCACCUGUGCCUAUUCUCACGCGAUUCAAAAAAGAAGCUGGAAUAAAAGCUUUUGUACGGAAGGAACUAUUUGAUGCUCGGGUACCUGACGAGACAAGGCCCAGCGAAAUUAGUGUCCUAACAACUCCAAUCCUUUGUGUUCAAUUAAAUACUUUAUAUUAUGCGAUUAUUCAUCUGAAUAAAUUGGAAGAUAACAUUUGGGAGCGAUGGACAACCAAACGAUCCAAGGAAAAACUCAUAAAGAAAUCCUUGGAUGAGAACUCCAAAAGUUUUUCCCAAAAAGAUACCUUUGAUGGCAGUAGAAAAGUUAUAAAUGCUGCUAUGGAUCACAUUUGUGAGUACACUGGAACUAAAAUAGUCUUCUGGGAUCUGAGAGUACCAUUAAUGGACAACUUGUAUAGACCCAGUGUCUCAGGCUCUAGGGUAGAUGCACUUAUAGAACCACUUGAUAUGCAACUUGGCCAACUUUGUGAUAUUGUUGUGGAGCCUCUCAGGGAUCGCAUAGUGACAAGUCUUCUUCAGGCAUCAUUGGAUGGCUUGCUCCGUGUUAUCUUAGAUGGGGGUCCUUCAAGAGUUUUCAGUGCCGCUGAUGCAAGAUUUUUAGAAGAAGAUCUGGAGGUCCUAAAGGAAUUCUUUAUAUCAGGAGGUGAUGGGCUUCCCCGCGGUGUUGUCGAAAAUCAGGUUGCACGAGUCCGGCAUGUGAUCAAGUUGCAUGGCUAUGAGACUCGAGAGUUGAUUGAAGACUUGAAAUCUGCAAGUGGCAUGGAAAUGCAAGGUGGCAAAAGCAAACUAGGAGCUGAUUCCAAAACCCUGUUAAGAAUAUUAUGCCAUAGAAGUGACUCAGAAGCCUCUCAAUUUGUGAAGAAACAAUUCAAGAUACCCAAGACUUCUGCUUAGGGUAAUGUGUACAAUUAAUGGAAAGCAGCAAAAGUUUUCAUUUGGCGCUAGCUUUCUGUGAAUAUUCACUGCUGCCAAUUUUCCAUUUUUUUUAUGGUAUUUUUAAAAUAGGCCAUAUGGUGUGUGAUUAGGUGCCAAAACUGGUUUUUCCCCCCUAACUGCAGUGUUGUUAAUCUUCAUUUGUAAAAUUU